CCCAUCAAUUCUCAAGCACGGAGUUUCGGGGCUGAUAUGAAUGGAACGAGCGCGAAAGGAGCAGUAAUGGACAGAAUCUCAGCGUUUUGGGCUAUCAUAGAGACACGGCCUUGCCCCAAAUGGAGAUGCUCAUUAGACAUCCCUGAAGACAUGGAUUCAUAUUUGACCGCAACGUGAGAGAUACUUGCAGGAGUACUGAAUACUUCGCCUUGCUGAGCAGCGGAGUUACAGACUGGUAUAGUCUAAACUCCGGGUUGAGGGCGUCCAGGUGGCUUACCCAUCGACAUCGCAAGCCACCACAUGCACUCUUCCUUCAUAUGCCGUGAUAUGAAGACGCUUGCUGAUCAUGGGUGAACUAGCGCUGCUUGAGGAUGAUUUCCGGGACUUUCACGAAGCGCAGGUCCUGGAGUCGCUGGAAAACUUCCAACGCCAGAUUCCCGUCAGAACGAGCCCCAGCUACCAUCAGCAAUUCGAGUUCGUCGAAGGUUUGAACAGUAGAACAGAGCGCAAGAAGACUAGGUCUUUUGUCACGAGGCAGCAUUACCGCAGGAAGAGGUGCGUUAAGAACGAAAAACCACAGAAGACGAACGAUAAGUCAAGUCGUUGCAGCACGACAGCCUCGUUACGUGCGUCUGGUACAUCUAGAUUAGGUUGCGAACAGGAAGUCUUGUCGGAAGAUCAAGACAGAACUCAGCUCGAAGCCCUGAUCUCGUUCAGCUCCGGGAGGCCGCCGUUGUCUCCUAAGGUGAUCACACGACUCGGCGGUGGCCGAGUCGAUCCAUUUUCCUCGUACCCAGUAUCAGCCACACGAGAUGUCCACGAGCUUGUUGAUCACUAUUACUUCGUCAUCCCUUCCCUAGUCCAUCGACACUGGCAUAGGGCGGUCCGCAAACCGAGGGCUUGUUGGGAUUUGUUCAACCUCUAUCGCAAGCAUGAAAUACCAUUUCUCGGCAUGCUACAUCACGCAGCCUUGCACCUGGCUACCUUGAGAGGCCAGCGGGAGCCUUUACGGACGAUAGAGCUACGCCAACGAGCUUUGAUGGCUGUAAAUGAGGGCCUUCAGCGUCUCAACGGGCUUUGUGAUGACUGGACUUUGCUAGGCAUUGGCCUACUCGCAAAUGCCGAGCGCGUCUGGGGAAGCCGUGAAACAGCUAGAUUGCACUGGGGCGCCGUCAAGCGACUGUUACUUGAGCGUGGAGGGUUCCGGACACUGCAGCACAAUCAGCCAAUGCAUACAAAGCUGGUGUGGAGUUUCAUAGCACUCUCAUGGCCUACCAUUGAUGGAAAUCCUGCAUAUCUUGACGAGUACUCCGACUCGGUAGCAGUUUCAUCGGGAUGGCCGACAAGUCCCUCCAAUACCGCCUUCACCCGAAGCUGUGAGGAGUUUGUCCAGUUCCUGAACCAAAGAAAAGGUCAAUCACUAAAGAACCUACCGUCAACACCAGCACAACAGAAGAUGUUCAAAGACCAUCCUCAACGUACCACUAGUUUCCGAGACGGAGGUGAAAUAAUCAAUGCUCUGACGAGAACCGAGACAGGGUAUGACGAACCCGAUAAAAGACGAGCUGUUGACAAUUGUCGCAUGGCAUGCUUGAUUUACCUGAACUUGAUCAUGGCCGACAAUGGAGACUUUUCGACUGCCACAGAAGAAUUUCUGGGCUCUCUCCAGCAGAUUCUCGAGGACGAUGAUGACGACAGCAGUCUCAGCGCGGAACAUCUCCUGUGGACGCUGUUGUCUAUCUCCACUACAGAAGAUCACUACCAAAGGGUCUGGAAGAUGUCAAGACUUGUGGGUGUGGUCAAGAGGUCCAGCUCUCAAAUGUGGACAACAAUCGAGAAUGCUUUGCGCACGUUCUUGCGCUUGCCUGAUUGUGUCGCCGAACUUCAGGCCGUGUUGCGUGGUUGGAACUCUGAGCGUUUCUUGAUCGAGGCUACCACCCCGAUUGACACGAGUGAACAAUGGAUUGGACAGCCGGGACAAGCCAGCCUCGCUGCAGGGAUGAACACGACUCUGUGCUCGACGCACUGUCAGAUAUGUCCUCUGAAGCCCCCGACAUACUGA
This is a messenger RNA of Exophiala viscosa, 2062 nucleotides long. RefSeq lists its product as uncharacterized. The record is from RefSeq and is a predicted model, not a curated record. Bases 347 to 2062 code for a protein of 571 amino acids. The transcript has 3 exons. NCBI's taxonomy places the organism in Eukaryota, Fungi, Ascomycota, Eurotiomycetes, Chaetothyriales, Herpotrichiellaceae.